CCGCACUGGGGCCGGCUUCUGGCCAUGGCUGGGGCUGCCCCGACCCCGGCCUUCGGGCAGGUGGUGAUCGGCCCGCCAGGCUCGGGGAAGACCACGUACUGCCUGGGCAUGAGUGAGUUCCUGCGCGCGCUGGGCCGGCGCGUGGCUGUGGUGAAUCUGGACCCGGCCAACGAAGGACUGCCGUACGAGUGCGCCGUGGACGUGGGCGAGCUCGUGGGGCUGGGCGACGUGAUGGACGCCCUGCAGCUGGGGCCCAACGGCGGCCUGCUCUAUUGCAUGGAGUACCUCGAGGCCAACCUGGACUGGCUGCGGGCCAAGCUCAGCCCCCUCCGCGGCCACUACUUCCUCUUCGAUUGCCCUGGCCAGGUGGAGCUCUGCACGCACCACGGCGCCCUGCGCAACAUCUUCUCCCAGAUGGCGCGGUGGGACCUCAGGCUGACUGCUGUCCACCUGGUCGAUUCUCACUACUGUACGGACCCGGCCAAGUUCAUCUCAGUCCUGUGCACCUCCCUGGCCACCAUGCUACACGUGGAGCUGCCCCAUGUCAACCUCCUCUCCAAGCUGGACCUCAUCGAGCACUAUGGGAGACUGGCCUUCAACCUGGACUACUAUACAGAGGUUCUGGACCUCUCCUACCUGCUGGACCACCUGGCCUCUGACCCAUUCUUCCGCCACUACCGCCAGCUCAAUGAGAAACUGGUGCAGCUCAUUGAAGACUACAGCCUGGUCUCCUUCAUCCCUCUCAACAUCCAGGACAAGGAGAGCAUCCAGCGAGUGCUACAGGCUGUGGAUAAAGCCAAUGGCUACUGCUUCGGGGUCCAAGAGCAGCGCAGCCUGGAGGCCAUGAUGUCUGCCGCAAUGGGAGCCGACUUCCAUUUCUCCUCGUAUCCUUGCUUUCGGGCCUACCCUUUUCCUGGCCCCAGCCAAGAGGUGUCCUCCUUGACAGGCUGUCCUGCAGCACACUGGGCAUCCAGGAGAAGUACCUGACACCCUCGGACCAGCCAGUGCAGCAGGAAGCCAGGCAGCUUUAAGCCACAGCUGGGCCCUGAGCUCAGGACUCACCCUACAGCCUGGGGCACAGAAGCUCCUGGCGGAGUGGACAGCCCAGCAGGCUACAGAACCAAGAGCCAAUCCUACCUGCCAGAAGUGGGGGAAGCAAGGAGACAGUUCUGUAAAAAGCGACUGGCAAGACAAAGCCAAACAGCCCUGAGCAGAGAGCCCACCCAGGCCCUUGGAGGCCUCGUGAGCUCUGGGCCAACCUACAGCGCUGGCCCGCCCCAGAUUGGCUUCAAUACAAGAGUUUAUACUUCUUGUGGCUUCCAGACUUUUCCUUCCGCAUCCAAGCCCAGGGGAUUGGGACAGAACAAGGAGCAUCUCUCCCCUUACCUGCAGGGGCCACCUUGCCCGCCCUCGUGGCUGGCUUCUACACGAGCGUCGUGUGUGCCCCAGGACAGCUGCUGGCAGAGCAAGGGCCCUCCAGCCCGUGUGUGCAGUCCUUCCUCCUCCGCGUCACACUGUCUGUCCACCUAGAGCUCCCCACAGCACUUCACUCGCACCCACUAUUUAUGUGACACUUCCUCCAAACAAAGUUUCCAUUAUUGUGCUGAUUAAAAGCUUACAUUAAAUACGAA
Echinops telfairi (small Madagascar hedgehog) is the source of this 1631-nucleotide messenger RNA. RefSeq names its product GPN-loop GTPase 2 (gene GPN2). NCBI's taxonomy places the organism in Eukaryota, Metazoa, Chordata, Mammalia, Afrosoricida, Tenrecidae. Gene Ontology annotation, cellular component: cytoplasm. Gene Ontology annotation, molecular function: GTPase activity. The transcript has 5 exons. The record is from RefSeq and is a predicted model, not a curated record. Bases 25 to 987 code for a protein of 320 amino acids.